Messenger RNA from Panonychus citri (citrus red mite), 1914 nucleotides. RefSeq lists its product as uncharacterized. Lineage: Eukaryota; Metazoa; Arthropoda; Arachnida; Trombidiformes; Tetranychidae. The record is from RefSeq and is a predicted model, not a curated record. The transcript is spliced from 2 exons. The coding region runs from base 365 to 1408 and encodes 347 amino acids.
UCUCUUCAAGACUUAAUUGUUACUAUUUGCAGGUCAAGAAAUUUCGGACGAUCAAGAUGAAGGAAGAUGAAUGAGAGAGAGAGAGAGAAAGAUGGAGAGGGAGCAAGGUGAUGGUAAAGGGUCUGCCCGUUGAUCUGAGUAGGAGGAAUUAUCAACAUGAAUAGUUAGUUACUUGUUUUCUUAUCGUCAUUCCUGAAACAUGAAAUGAUGAGACUCGAUGUUCAUUAAGAAACUGGAUUAGCUUGAUUGUUAUUAACAGACACAUUAAUUUGUAACUCGCCUAACCAGUCAAACUAAUUGAAGUUUAUUGAUAAUUUUUGUUAACCUCUUGUUAAUCAACAUUUGACCGUCAUAAGAAUUAAUCAUGAGGAGUUUAAAUUUAAUUAUCGUCGUGUUUUUAUUCACUUGUGUCCACUCAUGUUCGUCAAUUAAACGUCAAUACAAAAUAAAUCGAAAGUUUGAGGAUUCGUCUUACAAGGGAACAUUAUUUUCGUCCUCCAGUCGAAUCAACGGAUUAAAGUUCUAUCCACCUAAGUAUUCAUCGAAUGUCCCGAACAACGGAGCUUCGAAUGCUUCGUUGGAAGAAUCUUUCGAAGAGCAUCUUUACAAUUCUCUUGGUGAUCAAUUAAAAGCUAAUCUUCGAACUGGAUUAAGUGAUCUUAAUAUUCCUUCAGUUGAUCCUCAUCGAAUUGAUAAAAUUCAAUUCGAACCUUUAAUCAGUGGUGAUCCUUUUGUGAUUUAUUUGAAGAAUUUCCGUUUAACUGGAUUAUCCAAUUUCAUGGUGAGAGAAUUAAGUUCGAAAUUAAGUGAACUUCGAUUUCAAAUUGGCCUUUUGUUCCCAAAAUUGGAAGCCGAAUGUCAAUAUGCUGUUAACGGAACUUUGUACAGUGUGUUAGAUGUCCACGGAUCGGGAAUCGGGUCUAUCGAGUAUACGGAUGUUUUUGUCCGUACAACGGUUAAUCUUGAUCUAAUCAAUUCGACGUUAAAUUUUUCUUCAGCUGAUCCACCUUAUGUUGAUUUCUCUCGAUCAACAAUAUCAUUAAAAUCGGUUGAUGGAAGGAUGAAUUUACCUUCAAAUUCAAUCUCAGGUGAAGUUGGUCCAGUUCUGUUCUGGAUGUUGGCCGAUGAAUUAGUUCAAUCACUCGAACCUCAUGCAUCUAAUUACAUCAAUUCCGUUGUAAAGAAGUUCAAUGUUCCAAGUAACUUUAAACCAGCGGUCACUUGGCUGGUUAAACGAAAUUCACCUUCAUCCAAUUUCCUUUUCCGUCGCUUCUCCCCAAUCUCCUUAUUGUCCAAUGUUUUCCAUGUAUUUUCAAGUGUCAAACACGGAAUUAACUUACCAGUGGUUAUUGAGAAUAUUCGAAACAUCCGAUCCAAUUUUAGAACAAAUUUACGAAGGUUUCUCUAAUUCGAAACUCGAAAUGUCUCAAAUUCGCUAAAAAAAUUUAAACAAUUAUUUAUUUAAUUAUUUCCAUUUCUAACUUGUCAAUAUCAAAAUCUCUCUCCAUCUAAAUAUUUAUUCAAUCAAUAAAUGAAACUCACACCAAUGUAAAUUAAAAGGCUGUUUAAUUAAUCAAGAGAAGAAGAAGAAAAAAGUUCUAAUAAUUAUCCAAACUCUGCAAUCAAAUUAACUUUCAAAUGCAUAGUGAUAAUUGAUGACUCUAAAUGAACUGUAAUUCUGACUGUUGAUUAACUGAAUGACCUGAAAAUGUAAGCGAUUGACAUUGAUAGCCUGUUAACCUAAUCUGAAAAGAGCUGAGAAAAAGAAAUGGAUUAAGACUCUGGAUUGAUAAUCUUCAAUGAGUCCUCAUCCUGAUCCUCCCACCCAAAUGCUGAUGAUAAUCCCCACUGAUUAUCUAUGAAACCAUAAAGGGAACGCAAUUAAAAUUGUAACAUUUUCCAAACUAAAUUAGU